CCUACCGAGGGGCUGGAGAUGGCCAGACUGACGGAGAGAGAAGCGAGGAGGCAGCAGCAGCAUCUCCCGCAGCAGCAGCAGCCCCGAGCCUGCCCCAUGAGCGGCCCCGAGCCCCUUGCUCAACAGCCGGACAGCAUGAAGGACCUGGACGCCAUCAAACUGUUCGUGGGGCAGAUCCCUCGCAACCUGGAGGAGAAAGACCUGAAGCCUCUGUUCGAACAGUUCGGCAAGAUCUACGAACUCACCGUGCUCAAAGACCGCUACACGGGCAUGCACAAGGGCUGUGCCUUCCUUACAUACUGUGCCAGAGACUCUGCGAUCAAAGCCCAAACAGCCCUACACGAGCAGAAGACACUUCCAGGGAUGGCACGUCCCAUCCAGGUGAAGCCAGCAGACAGCGAAAGCCGAGGGGGUGAUCGCAAACUUUUUGUGGGAAUGCUAAGCAAACAACAGUCUGAAGAGGAGGUGACCAGCAUGUUUCAAGCAUUUGGUUCCAUUGAGGAAUGUUCUGUUCUCAGGGGACCUGAUGGGAGCAGCAAAGGCUGUGCAUUUGUCAAGUUCUCAUCUCAUGCAGAGGCUCAGGCGGCAAUACAUGCUUUACAUGGGAGUCAGACAAUGCCGGGAGCCUCGUCCAGUCUAGUGGUCAAGUUCGCAGACACUGACAAGGAAAGAACAUUGCGUCGCAUGCAGCAGAUGGUUGGACAACUCGGAAUCUUUACUCCAUCCUUGGCGCUACCAAUUAGCCCAUAUAGUGCUUACGCACAGGCGCUGAUGCAGCAGCAGACAACAGUUCUCUCCACUUCACAUGGUAGUUACUUAAGUCCUGGCGUGGCAUUUCCUCAAUGUCACAUUCAGCAGAUAGGAGCUGUCAACCUGAAUGGGCUGCCUGCCACACCCAUCACUCCAGCAUCUGGACUGCACUCUCCACCUGUCAUUGGCACAGCAGCUGUACCAGGCCUUGUCACUCCAUUAACCAAUGGGUUUCCAGGUCUUGUACCAUUUCCCAGUAGCCAUCCAGCCCUGGACACAAUAUACACUAAUAGCAUUGUGCCGUAUCCAGCCCAAAGUCCUGCACUGACGGUGGAGAGCCUACAUCCUUCUUUCCCAGGGGUCCAGCAGUACUCAGCUAUUUAUCCCACCGCAGCACUCACUCCUGUGACACAUAGCACCCCGCAGCCUCCACCCAUUCUGCAGCAAAGGGAAGGGCCAGAGGGCUGCAACCUAUUCAUCUACCACCUACCCCAGGAGUUUGGUGAUAAUGAGUUGACACAAAUGUUUCUGCCUUUUGGAAACAUUAUAUCCUCCAAGGUGUUCAUGGACAGAGCGACUAACCAGAGCAAGUGUUUUGGUUUUGUUAGUUUUGAUAACCCAUCCAGUGCACAGACAGCUAUCCAGGCCAUGAAUGGCUUCCAGAUAGGAAUGAAGAGGCUGAAAGUUCAGUUAAAGCGACCCAAGGACACAACUCAACCAUACUGACCAAGAGCGGCCCUUGGGUCCAAGGAGCCAAUCCCAGGAAUACAGGUACACAAAGGACCUUUAACACCCAAAUCCUGCACUCGAGGAUUGUGGGUAAAAGACUUCUUUUUUCACUAAACACUCCCUUCCACCCCUCCUGAACCUUAGUACCUUUUGUCCCAACCUACCCCCAGGACCAAAUGGUGGCAAUGGGGAGAAGCAGGAAGAACCAAGCUACCUAAACACAAGGUUAUGUCUUGUGAGUGUUCUGUGUCUGUCUUCUGAAAUUCCCAGGGGUGGCCACCAGUAAUGGAACGGACUAUCACCUACCAGCCUCCCACAAGUGACCAAAGGGGGGAAGGGUAGGGCAGGUCUCUUGUCAGUGACCCUCAAGGCUGGAAAAUCUGCACCCCUUCCCUCCAUCAGAGUGGCUACAGCUUUGCAAUGCGAAGAACUAUCUGUUUCUUUAUUUAUAUGAACAUAUUUAUUUAUUUGGGAGGCCUGUACAACCUCAAACACUCCCGUCUGCUCCCAAAGGAGUAGAGCACAGGUGGAUGAUGGGUAAAUCAUCUUUAGAUUUUUUGUCUCUAGUAGAUUUUCUGUUUUGCGGAGGACAGGGUGUUCUGGGUGUGUAGGAGUGGAAUAAUGCAAAGUUCAAUUAUACAAAGUGCCCAACAUCCAAGGGUGAAUCUCCAUUUCUGCUGCUCUUACACCUGGGCUCAGAUAAAGGGCUGGACAUUUUCAUCUGCUCUAAAUUCCUGCUCCGCAUGUUUCUUAUUUGGGGAAGAAUUGGUAACCUGGUUUUAAUGUACCGCCAUUAUGUAGUGUGAAAGUGGUUCUGCUAACCACACCUCUCUCCUGCUUGAAUGAUUAAGAGGCUGGCUGGCCUCUUGUCCGUUACUAGGAAGAGGGUGUGGAUGUUUCACUAACAAUGCACUGCACUAUGAGUGGUAUGGAGGAUCUAUAUAUGCCACCUUAAGCUAUUUCAGAAAUUUAGCAUGGGCUUCUGUAUGGAAA
Messenger RNA from Spea bombifrons (plains spadefoot toad), 2472 nucleotides. It is a transcript of the gene CELF5, whose product is annotated as CUGBP Elav-like family member 5. The record is from RefSeq and is a predicted model, not a curated record. Gene Ontology annotation, cellular component: cytoplasm; nucleus; ribonucleoprotein complex. NCBI's taxonomy places the organism in Eukaryota, Metazoa, Chordata, Amphibia, Anura, Pelobatidae. The transcript is spliced from 13 exons. The coding region runs from base 19 to 1476 and encodes 485 amino acids. Gene Ontology annotation, molecular function: mRNA binding. Gene Ontology annotation, biological process: mRNA splice site recognition; regulation of alternative mRNA splicing, via spliceosome.